AUGCCCGCCCCGUCGCCACUGAAGAGACCCGAUCCACCUUCCGCACCUCGGGAUUCACGGGAGACUGCGACACCUCAUUCCGGGCAGAAAAGGCCGAGACGGGCGACCCACACGCGGGUGGAUGGGGCUCUCCGUUCCGAUCACAUUGACAUCGUCCGUCGUAUUGACAGAACGCUGUGGGACAAGGCUCUGGUCACAUUUCAGCGUCAUUUCGCCACGGAGCUCUCAUUCCUACAUGUUCCGACUCUCAAGAACAGGAUAUACGACUUGACUACCGGCCACGCGUCGGUAGCAUUCGAUACCCAACUAGUCCUUCUCGGUCUUCUUGCCUUAACCGGGAGGUAUCAUGGAGAGCUCGCCGAUUACUUCGACCACGGCUCUGAAGAAGUCUCAUACGAUCCCAGUCUUGGGGACCAAGGUAUUUCCGAAGCUUUUGCAAGAACGUUGGACAAGUCUCUGGGCUCGUUCGUAUCGGCGUGUUCCAUCGGAUCUGUUGAGCGUGUGCAAGCCUUACUCAUGCUCGGUCUCUACGAAUGGAUCUCGCCAAAUCACGAGGGUCUCCGGGCUUGGAUGUUAGUCGGUUCGGCAGGACGGAUGGCGCAGGCGCUCAAGCUGGGGUACGAGGCCAAUUACAGUACAGCGAACCACUCCGACGCAACACUUGAAGACGCUAUCGUGGAUCGCGAGAUCAGACGCAGGACUAUGUUCAGCUGCUUCAUCUUCGAUCGACUUAUCUCUUGCGGCAAAGAACGGCCAUCAUUCAUCCGAUCAGAUGACCUACACGUGCGAUUACCCUGCGCCAAAGAGGACUUCGACUUAAGCCGUCAGACUAGCACGGAGUGGUUCUCGGGUGACAUGGACUCGUCACUGCACGAUGAAACCAGCAUCCUGGGUCGAUUUGUCCAGCUAGUCGACCUAUGGGGUCGCAUAUCUCAGUAUUCUAGUGCUGGCGGUCGGUUCUUGGACAAGCAACGUCCUCCUUGGAACCCCGAGUCCCUUUUUUUCCAGCUGCGUCGAGAAGCAGACGCCUUUAGUAAGACUCUUGAAGCUCCAGGUGCAUUUCUGAGCCUCAGCCCUUCAAACUACUUCCGCCAUGAGAGCACGUCCAGCACAUUCAUCAUACUUCAUCUUCUAAUGUCUCUUUGCAAGAUAAUGCUUCAUCGGCAAUAUCUACCCUUCAUUCCAAUCAAAUGUACCAGACCAUCUGGUCCUUUGGAUGAGCCUACAUUCCCACCGGAGGAGGUUCCUCCGGGAUUUUGGGAAGAAAGCGCUCGAGAGCUUUUCGGAGCCAGCAAGACGGUCGCCAACGUGAUUGAACUGUGCGAGGAUCGCCUUCCACAUUCUCCUCUUGUGGCCUUCGUCAUCUACACUGCUUCUUUCACCGGAGUCUACGCACAACAUUUCCCUCGCAUGGACACAGAAGCCUAUCUAUGUAGCCGAUCCAGCGAGCAAGACGAAAUGGCCGAGAAUCAACCCAUCAGUUCUUCGUUCGGCCCAACAAAAGUAAUGUUCGACACGCUUUCAGAACUUGCCAGAUAUUCAGGGGUUGCAGCAGCGUUCGUCGCGAGGUUUUACGAAGUAGAUCAGUACUUCUCUUCCAUGGUUCAGGAUUACCACCGCAACCUCCGACAUCGCACCACGUCUCAACAAUCUGCAUCUUCUCAUCUCCACUACUCCGCCAUCUCAAUCGCCAUCAUGCAGUUCUUCCAGAUUGCCUCCAUCCUCGCCCUCAUGGCCUCCUCUGUCUCCGCCGCGGUCACCGUCGGUUCCGCUUGCGAGGGUGCCGGCUAUGAGUGUGUUUCCGGAAACGCGGCCAUCGCCUCUUGCGACGGCGCUAAGUGGCAGCUCGCUGCCAACUGCGGAGGCUGCUCCGACGCCUGUGUCAAGCCUGAUGUCGGCACCCCUUACUGCAAGUGCUAA
Molecule: messenger RNA, 1920 nt
Organism: Colletotrichum aenigma
Lineage: Eukaryota; Fungi; Ascomycota; Sordariomycetes; Glomerellales; Glomerellaceae
Product: putative transcriptional regulatory protein
Exons: 2
Coding region: 1-1920 (639 amino acids)
Biological process (GO): DNA-templated transcription
Cellular component (GO): nucleus
Molecular function (GO): zinc ion binding; DNA binding
Source: RefSeq, a predicted model, not a curated record